UUGGCCAUUGAGAUAAAUAUAUUUGGGUUAGUAGACAAAUAGCCCGGCUAAAAUAAUGUCCUCUUAUUGUUUAAAUAAUCGUCAGUUGAAUGUUUAUUCUCAUUGAUUUCGGUGAUUGUAAGAUUACGCCACGGAAUAUUCCAGGGUAACUCACUACGUGGCCCAAUUUGGGAUUCACUAACUCGGAUUUCAAGUGGUUUGACUGUCGUGUAGGGUAAAUUAGUGGGUGGAGACGGGCGUGUUUGAUGAAGAUUUGGUGUAAAUAGAUUGUUUGGGCAUCAUUUUUGGCACUUUUGGACGGAAAUCCUCUUGGGGAGUUCAUCUUCUUGGAAGAAUAAACGCCCAGUCGUCAGUGGAUUGAAGUAUCUGGAAUGCUGUAACGAUUUGUCCUCGAUUUUUAAGUAAUCUCGAGCGAAAAUGCUGUCGACGAACGCCAAGCAGGUGCAGGCGCCAGGCCUCAAGCAAGUUAAGGUGGACAAUUGGGGGACCUUCUUCCUGCAACGCCUACAACAGCUGUACGUGGAGGAGGAACUCCUGGAUCUUACUAUCAAAUUUCCUACUAGUGAUAUCACAGUACAGGCCCACCGUCUCGUAAUCACCACCUGCACGGACUACUUCAUGCAGCUAGAGCGUAAACAGCGUGAGCAGCAGGGAAGCUUCGAUGGAGUCCUGAUAAUGCCCUCGGACAUGCCAUACGAGUGCGUCAAAUCCAUCAUAAGUUUCAUGUACACAGGCCAGUUGGAGUAUUGGACAUCGGAGCAGAAUGCCCUGUAUCGAACGGCCCAGAAGAUGAACAUGACAGUUCUGACGAAGCUCCUGGACGCGCAAUUCAACACCACUGCUCUUCAAUCGACCAGUCCCCCAUCACCAGAUAAAUCCAACAUAUCUUUUCAGAAGCCCCCGUCCCCGAAGAAGUCCAGCAUGCCAUCGUUAUCAACGACGCCUCUUCCAGGCAGAAAACUACCAAUUUGGCGGAGAAAAUUGGAGUCCAAGGCAGAAGUGACAGCUGGUCCCUCGCGAUUCGAUCUCCCAGACGCCGAGGAUUUGACUCUUGGGGUCUUUUCCUCCUUCGACGACAUAACCUACAAUACAAAACCCAUUGUCAAGGCGACUGAUCACUCAACGGCCCCUGAGGAACGUUCAACCUCGUUCAACCGUUCAACAUCCGAUACAGCGAAGAAUGACUCAACCGAGGAGGAGGAUGAGGACGAUCCCAGGGAGAACUCUGAUGAUGAGUGGACACCACCUAACUCUAAGUCUGACGAUCUUCAGCCUCCGCCAUCCAAACGAGUCAGAUUCGAGCUCGAGGAGAAGGAGAACCUGGAGAAAUCCGACAACAAUCCAGUGGAAAACAUCAACAAUCACGCGAAGAUAAUUCGCGAGGUCCUGAAGAAAUACCCCCACCUGGUAAAGAACAACAAGAACAUUCGUCUGAAAAUAAUGCAGAAGGAGUCAAAGACAGCCGAGUCAGCAGCAGGUAAGACCAAAGUGUCUUACGUAGUCCUGAAAUCAGAUCAUCUAAUGUCGGUUGAUGACAAGGACGACAAGGUCCUGUUGGCCGAGGGUGAGAGUGGCCCCUGGAAAUGUCACAAAUGCGACAUCGACGAGGAGUAUCCCACGUACUACAUGUACAGACGGCACAUGCAGGACGUUCACGAGGAAAAAUUUGAUCCACGUGUGUGUGAGCAUUGUGGCCACAAAGCUACCAAGAGGAACAUUCUCAUGCAUCACAUGUAUGUCAAACACAAUGUACCACCUCCCAAGAGCAUGAGCUUCCCCAAGUGUCAUGCCUGCAAUUACGUUGCCCUGUCUGAUACACUACUGGCUAGACAUCAGAAGACCCACAAUCAUGGGCCAAGGUCACUGCUCAAUUCAGAAACCGAUGAGGUAGAGUGUGCUCAAUGCAGUGAGACAUUCAAGGAUGUCAGUGAGCUUGCGAGCCAUGAAAUGAGCACUGGACAUGGCACCAGUGUCGGGAGCAGUGUUGUCAAUGGCGAGAAGGGCUACAAGUGCUCACUGUGUCCGAAGGUCUUUGUCAAACCGGUGAAUCUCCAGAUGCACGUUGAGAGCGCUCAUAAGGAGAAGGAAGUGGGGGAGGUGGAGUCCGGGAUAGCGUUGGAGCCAUCGAGUGAGGCUGAAGCACUCAGUCACGUCGCGUCGGGAAUCGCCGCGUCGUUAGGGGUGGCCGAGGGACUCGAUCAGGAGCAACAGGAUCAGCAGGUGAUAACAUCUGAUGGUAACUACCUGGUGAAUGAAAUGGUACUGAGCAACAUUCAGCCACAAGAAAAUUACAAUGGACAUGAGAUCGGGGAGCAGCAGAUGAUAAUGUUAAUAGACAAUGAGAGCUAUCAGCAAGACCAGGAACAUCAUCAACCCCAGAGUCAACCACAACAGCUCGAAAUAUCCAGCAAUGAACAGCUGGUGAUGCAGGGAACAGAAGAGGGAAUGAUUGUUUACAUUCAUGGUAAUGAGGAUCAGAGUGCGAGACAGGUGUAUGAGUCCUUCCAGCAGGAGGUGAAUCAAGAGACAGAGGAGAUUGUCGAGGAAGUCGAGGAGGUGGUUGAGGAAGUCGAAGAGAUGCAGGAGGAUCAGGGCGCUGAGAAUAUUGAGGAGGUCAUUCAGUACGUCGAGGAGGAAACGGAAAUUGUCGAGUAUGAGGAACCCCAGGGAGAGGAGUCCAUGAUGAUUAUUGAGGAGGAGCAUCGCGAGACUGAGACCGAUAAGCAGAAGGAGACGAGGGAACUCGCUCAAGAGUGGGAUGAGGACAGCGCCGAUAUGAAUGAAUCGUGAAGAUUGGGAUGAAUACUUUAGAACAAGUUUUGUAAUGAGCCUGAAGACGGGGAGGCCAAUGCACGAGAUUUUUUUUGUUCAGUCAGAUGUGAAGAGAUUUAAGAGAGAAAUCGAAAUUUUGAGGAAUUCUAUUGCAAUACUAGUUGAUAGAUUUUUUAACAUCAUUUUUUUUAUUAUUUGGCAUUAAACUCAGUAGCAAAAUGGUAAAACGACAUAAGUUGACUUAUCUUUGAAUCGAGUUUUUGAGAAAUAUCUUCGAAUCAAGAAAAGAUAGCGACAUUGUUGUAAUAACAUUUAUUGUAGUAUUCAAUUUGCUCCAUAAAAAUGUUUUCAUGACAAUUUUGCUAUCUCCCCUGGAUUUCUAGAUAUUCACCAAAAGUUGGUCAGCAGUCAAAAGUAACUUCGAUCGUUCUACAACUUUGCUAGUGAAAUGUAGAAAAAUUUUAUUGAAAGUUCUUUGAAUUUGUUUAAAAAAAUUUUUCAGGAAAACUUCAUGAGCUUAUGCCCCAAAUAAAGUGUAUGUUUGAAAUGUAUUCGCUGGAAUUUUGGUACAAUUGUGAUGGAAUUUCUCGAGAAUAGAUUUUUCUGUUUCAAUUUUUCAGGCAUGUUUUAACAGUCUGGAGUUGGCAAGGGUAUUUCUGCAACUGGAUUCUUGCUGAUUCAUUUUUUCCUGAGAUGCAGGAGGCGAUAUUUUUUGAUAGAGUAAAAAUAUGAGAAAAAUUCUUUCAUCUCGCGAAGAAUCGAAUCACAGAGAAUCGGUUUGCUGUACACAGGAGUGAAGUUUUCCAGAUAAUCAUGUCGAUUAAUUUUCGUUUAUAGUAAUUCCCAGGGAGUGAUAAUUGUUUUGAUGAAUGUCAUAAUCAAAAAAAUCGAUGAUUUUUUUUCUUCAAUUUUUGAGAGUCAAUGGAUAAUUGCGUCGAUCUUCCUGGGACGCCACUUAUAUUUUUCAUUGUUCCUUCUGUCAGAUGAAUUAUUUAGAUUGACUGAGCGAUAUGUUAACGAUCUGAAUGCAAUUAGGAAUAUCUUCUUUUCUACUGUAAAAGUGUUUUACAAUGCAUUAUUAAUUUGCCUUGAGAAUAAUAUAAUGUAAAAUUAAUAAACCGAAAUAAGUGAGGGGAGUUUAAUUACUCCAAUUAUUUUUAUCCAAUCAACAAUUACGACAAUAGUGGAUUCACUCAGAAGGGCACGUGCUAGCACAAGUUGUCGAGUUUAUUGGACAAAUCACAGAGUUAGUUGAAAAAACAAAUUAAUUACAAUAAGAGUACAAGAUUUGUAAAGUAGAAAAUGGAAAUUGGUGAAUAAAUGUCGAGUAAAAUUUA
Molecule: messenger RNA, 4109 nt
Organism: Diachasmimorpha longicaudata
Lineage: Eukaryota; Metazoa; Arthropoda; Insecta; Hymenoptera; Braconidae
Gene: Cp190
Product: centrosome-associated zinc finger protein Cp190
Exons: 5
Coding region: 418-2790 (790 amino acids)
Biological process (GO): regulation of transcription by RNA polymerase II
Cellular component (GO): nucleus
Molecular function (GO): protein binding; DNA-binding transcription factor activity, RNA polymerase II-specific
Source: RefSeq, a predicted model, not a curated record